Acanthisitta chloris (rifleman) is the source of this 2510-nucleotide messenger RNA. It is a transcript of the gene ANKS6, whose product is annotated as ankyrin repeat and sterile alpha motif domain containing 6. NCBI's taxonomy places the organism in Eukaryota, Metazoa, Chordata, Aves, Passeriformes, Acanthisittidae. Gene Ontology annotation, biological process: innate immune response. The annotation marks the transcript as partial. Gene Ontology annotation, cellular component: cytoplasm. Gene Ontology annotation, molecular function: protein binding. The transcript has 16 exons. The record is from RefSeq and is a predicted model, not a curated record.
GUUUGGACAUCUAAGCGUGGCCCACAUCUUGCUGGAGAAUGGUGCUGAUCUCAAUGCACAGAAUAAGUUAGGAGCCAGUGUCCUCACAAUGGCCUCCAGAGGUGGCCAUGUUAGCAUGGUGAAAUUAUUGCUGGAAUCUGGAGCUUUUGUAGACAAUUACGACCAUUUUAGCACAAAGGUACUUAACAGCAACAGAGAUGACCUUCCAGAUAUCACUCCACUAAUGGCAGCGGCUCAGCACGGACAUGAGGCAGUGGUACACCUCUUAUUAGACUGGGGAGCUGAUUGCAAUUACACUGUGAAGACUAUGGGCUGGAGUCCUUUAAUGCUGGCAGCUGUUAGUGGAAAGGUGAGUUUGGCACAGCAGCUCAUGGAGAAAGGUGCCAAUCCUGAUCACCUGAAUGUACUACAUAAAACACCUUUUGAAAUCUCUGUUGGCUUCAAACACAAAGACAUGAAGGACUACCUGGAAUCUCUCACAACCAUCAGACCUCAGGCAGAUACAGAAAAGAGGCAACCUGAUGUCUUUCAUGCUUUGAAACUGGGAAACUUUCAACUGGUUAAAGAGAUUGUUGAUGAAGACCCAAGUCAGGUCAAUAUUAGCAAUGUUGAUGGUGCGUCUCCAUUAAUGAUUGCGGCUGUAACUGGACAGCUGCCCCUUGUUCAGCUCCUUGUGGAGAAAAAUGCUGAUAUUGACAAGCAAGAUAAUGUUCAUGGCUGGACAGCGUUAAUGCAGGCCACAUACCACGGAAACAAAAAUGUUGUAAAGUAUUUGUUAAAUCAAGGAGCUGACGUCAACCUUCGUGCAAAAAAUGGAUACACAGCUUUUGACCUGAUAAUGCUGCUGAAUGAUCCAGACACAGAGCUUGUAAGGUUACUGGCAUCAGCAUGCAUGCAAGUAGACAAAGACAAGAAUAAACUGAACAACAGGUCAUCUUUGCCUUCGUCCAGAAGUAGGCAAUCCUUAGAUGUCCCAAUGUUGCCAGAUGACAAAGGAGGUCUAAAGUCCUGGUGGAGCAGGAUGUCCAAUCGAUUCCGCAAGCUGAAGUUGACUCAGACAUUGCGCCAUGGAUUUCCUUCCAAUCAAUUUGUGCCUUUUCCAGAUGAACCUGAACCAUCAUUAAAUUCCACUAUAAAAGCAGUUUCACAGAGUGAUACAGACACCUCUGGGAACCUUGAUACUGCCACAGCUCGGAUCACAAAUGCCAAAGCUAUCGGUAUAAACACUGCAAAAGGAGGAAAGGAUGAUGAAUUAUUGACAACCAUGCUGAGAAGCAGUGCUCCGUUUACCAGGCUGCCCAGUGAUAAGCUGAAAGCAGUGAUUCCUCCUUUCUUACCACCCUCGAGUUUUGAGCUUUGGAAUUCUGACCGAACACGACUCAGCAAAGAUGGCAAAGCUGAACAGAUGAGAACUGCCUGGCCACAGAGAGCAAUCAAGCACGACUUUAACAGCAGUGGCAACUCUGAUAUAACAUCUGUUAGCAAAGGUACUAGACCAGUCAAAUUACCAACUUUUGCAAGAAGACCAGCAUCUCCUUCGAACUCCAACAACUUCAACCACUCUCCCCAUUCUUCUGGUGGAUCCAAUAACAUUGCUGGAAUCAACAGGCAUGGAGGAGAACUGCAUAACAGAUCGGGUGGCAGCGCAGAUAAUGUUCUGUCACAGAUUGCAGCCCAAAGAAGAAAAGCAGCAGGUUUACCAGAACAGAAGCCCAGCCAACAGCACAGUCCAGUCCACUCAACUCCUUCAUCCACUCUGUCUGAUUUGCAGUGUGCUCAGAUUGUUGGCAAUGGACAUGCUGUAAAGGUGCGGAGAAAUCAAAAACUGGAGAUGAACAAAAGACCUCCAUCUGGGACUUCAUCUACGUCUAAAAGCACAUCACCAACUCUCACACCUUCCCCAUCACCUUCCCCAUCUCCUAAGGUUCACAACGCAGAGUCUUCUCUCUCUUCUUCUCACAGACAGGCCAAAAGCAAUGGUUCCAGCAGUGGUACUAUUACAGAAGAUGGCAACCACUUGGACCAUCAGCAGCUUGUCCCUAUUCUGAGAACCAGUGAUGUGGAGAAUCAUGAAAGACGAAACCAUGUGAGAGUAAAAGGAGGCUCUGAAAACUUGGAAAAAGAUGAGCUGACUGGCAUCCUUAAAAAGUUGUCACUUGAGAAAUAUCAGCCUAUUUUUGAGGAACAAGAGGUAGAUAUGGAAGCUUUCCUUACACUUACUGAUGGUGAUCUGAAAGAGCUGGGAAUUAAAACUGAUGGAUCGAGACAGCAAAUUUUGGCAGCUAUUUCCGAACUGAAUGCAGGAAAGGGUCGAGAGAGACAGAUUUUACAAGAGACUAUACACAACUUCCACUCUUCCUUUGAGAGUAGUGUUAGUAACACACGACCGCCGGGUCAUUCCCAGUCACCUGGCUGCUCUCUAAAACCCCAAGAAGCUGUUUCUCCUAAGAGGUAGCUACUGGAACAAAAGAUUUAUUUUUUUUUCCUUAUGGUGAAGUUUGGCAUCUGAC